Scophthalmus maximus (turbot) is the source of this 3201-nucleotide messenger RNA. RefSeq names its product tetraspanin-7-like. NCBI's taxonomy places the organism in Eukaryota, Metazoa, Chordata, Actinopteri, Pleuronectiformes, Scophthalmidae. The record is from RefSeq and is a predicted model, not a curated record. The transcript has a single exon. Gene Ontology annotation, cellular component: membrane. The coding region runs from base 355 to 1443 and encodes 362 amino acids.
GAGGGGCAGUAGUGAGCGAGCAGAUGUCUGGAUGUAACUAUCAGCGGAGAAUUUUGGGGGGGCUGUUGACCAUGCAGGUGGAAAGAACACCCGGAAUAAACAGAUAAAUAGGGUGGAAACCAGGAGGCUGUGGAGGCAGAUAACAGCGCGACGCAGCACCCAUCAGCAAGAUUUACUGUCCAGUCGGCGAUGGUUGUGUUGGCGGUGGCUUAAUAACCAGUCAUAAAGAAGUGUGUGUGGGGGGGUUCUCUGUUGCAGAAGGACAAGAGUGAAAGCAUUGAUAGAGGGAAAAAAAGAGAGGGGGAGUGUUAUAAAGAGAGAGAGAGAGGAGAAGAUAAAACAGGAGCCGGGACCAUGAGCUCUGCACUGCCGUACGACUCGUUGUCAGCUCGGCCGAGUCCCAGCAGACGAGCUUUGGACUGGGAGCGCGAGCAGUUGGCAGUGCGAAGACUCUCCUCUCCACGGGGUCUCGACUUGCUCACUCCUCCUCCUCUUCCUCGUCGACCCUCUGCCAUCCCUGGCUACCUCCUAACACCGUACCAGGAGCAGGAGGAGCAGCUCCACCAGCAACAGCAGCGACUAUCCCUGUCAAUGUGCUCGGAGGCUUCCCUGGCACCCCCUGCACCGCCGCCUGCGGGUACUGCCCCACCCUGCUGCCGUCCAGUGGGAGUCAUGCACCUCCUUCGCCUGGGUCUCCUUGCUUUCAGCUGCCUCUUCUGGGCAGCCGGCUUGGCCCUCUUCACGCUGGGUGUGUGGGCUCAGAUUUCACUGGCAGACUUUAUGCUGCUGUCUGCCAAUCGGUACCCCAACGCCCCAAUCAUCCUUCUGUCCACAGGUGCCGCUGUCACCACCUGGGGCUUCCUGGGUUGUCUGGGAGUGGCUGCAAACCUAGCCUGCGUGCUAAAGGCGUAUGGGUUCUUUCAACUUGCUGCACUUAUUGCCGGUUUGGCAGCCGGACUCUCGGGCCUCUUCUACCGUGAAGAUAUUGCUGGAGGAUUUCGCAGUGGCUUACAGCGAGCGGUGGCCGGCUACACAGAGGAUGAAGGCCGUGCCGAUGCUCUAGACAGCCUGCAGCGGGCCUUGGAGUGUUGUGGAGCUGAGGGUUGGCGUGAUUGGCUCUCCUCAGAUUGGGCUACCCAACAUAUGACCUUCCUGCCCAAUGAGAAUGGCACCUCAGUGUCCCUGCCGGACAGCUGCUGUGUGAGGCGCAAGGGCUGCAAGAACCGUCCUCUUCUGUCAGACGACAGUGAAGGAGUAACUGCUGCAGGAAUCCAUCCUCGUGGUUGCUUCCGCAAGGUCUUCAGUUUGGUCAACGACAACGUCUUCCACAUUGCUGCCACUGUGCUGGGAUUAGCCUUCACUCAGAUCGGAGGCAUUGCCCUGGCUUGUCUGCUUGCCAACAAACUAGCACCAAGACAACAUCGUCGUGUAGUGGCACAUUAAUGGUCACGUGUGAACCAAGGAUUGACCAAUUUGUAGAUGACUGGUAAUGACCUCAAAGAGUAAUAGAGUUGAGAAGUUAGGGGUUGUUGGUUUUUCUCAAAGCGUUAAAUGACAGUCAGUCAGUUGUCAGUUGGUGCACUCCCAAGGCUUGGAUGGUGCAUGAAACUCCUGCUUACAUGAUCAAGAUAACAACCUAUUUAGAAAAUGUCAUCUGUAAAACAAUUUGGUAAUAUUUCAGAAUCCAACUACUCCUCACACUUCACAACUCUUUUGACACUCUUUGUUUGCAUGAUUCUCUUUUUUCUGCACAAUUAAAAAAAGAAUACUUAUUUGACUUGAGCAUUAGGAUAAAAGACGAGCAUUUAAAUCUGCAUUUCGUCUGCCCAUUUGAUGCAGUAGUACCUACUACUUUUAAUAGUAAAACAGGCCUACAUAGGCAGGACCACAACCCAAGCGCACUCUGCUUCCCACACCUGAUUCACCUCAGUGGUCCUUUUCUGUGGUUGUAGAUGGUUUUCUUCGGUGCUUUCACUCCUUGCAUGAGCAGAUUCUUUUCCUUUGCAGAAAAAUACUCUUUUCAUACUACCUGGCGAAUCUUCCAUUAAAAUAGCAAUCUGCCAAGGGGCAAGCACACCAGGCUUUUAUAGGGGAUAGGAGAUAGCAAUCUGAUUGGCUUGGUGCAUGUUUUAAACCCCAAAAAACACAUGUAUUAUUUGAGAGACUGAGUAAAACCCUUUUGAACCAUUCACCUGGUGCUGCAACUCUUUUUUCCACUGUUGAACUAUCACACGUGCGUUUGGACAUGUCCUAAAUGCACUUGCUCCAUGUGCUUUAAACCAUGUGCUUAGAUAGAAAAUAGAGCCCAACAUAAAGUGUGAACUGAUGCUUUUCUAUCUUUUUUGCUUUAUGAUUUAUUUGACUUUAGAAAUGUUUCAUAAUAAUGGCAUGGAAAUACAAUGUGUUGACCUGUUCUUUUCCCUCUUCUUACCACUGAAUGCACAGGAAAGUUCACCAGCAGUUUUCCACUUGAGACUAUUUAGUCUGGCAGUGUUCAGCAGAUGUUCAUAUCCACACCAUUUAGUUUUUCCAUCACAAAGACUACACUGUGCUAGAAUGGUGCUGUAGAAAAAAAAAAAGCUUAAUAAUGUCUGUGAUACUUUGUGCCAUUUAUACUGUUUACUGUGCUUUUGUAAGGUAUUUGGUGACACUGUGAAUGUUUCUUCCAGAUCAUGUCAUUGGUUUUGCUAGAGUUUGAAGCACAAGUUCAUCGUACGACAUUCAAUUUUAACGCUGCUUCUGAAAUGCUUGGUUGCAUUAGCACGACCCAAAUGUUGUGCAUCAAUCGACAGAAGUCUGGCCAGAUCAACCUCUUCUAACCUCAUCAUCAUCUCUUGGCUCACACCUUUCCUGUUUAUGACAGGCAUUUUUAUUGCUCUAGUAAUUGUACUACAUGGUAUAUAUUCACAUUCAGUAAUGUAUAAUCAAUUCUUAUAAUCACCUACAGCGCAAACAAGCAUGACUUAAACUGUUAACUAUAGUAAACUACAGUAGCCUCAUUACAGGAUACGAUAUUGAUUCGACACUGGGAAAGGCAAUGUCAAGGUCUGCUGCCCUUGAAUAUAUUAAAUAUAUAAAUGUCAACAGCGUUCUUGUGACGAAAUGGUGGUGUAGUAUAAUAGGAUUCAAUUUUACAAAAAAUGCAGUAGUGCAGGGCAAAGGCAUAAAGAAUACGUAUUUAUUAAACAUUGUGUGAAUUGC